AGCCCAAAACCCCAAAAACAAAUUAAGAAGCUGAGGAUACACAAUGGAGUACAGUGCUUCUUCAAUUUCCAAUAAUAAUGACGGUAAAGCUAGUGUUCAUGUGUUGGUUUUGCCAUUCCCAUCAAUAGGACAUUUAAGUCCAACAAUGCAGCUGGUGCAUCGCCUUGCUGAUCAUGGAGUCAUGAUCACAAUCCUGACAAUAGAUGGUACACAUACGAGGAGGCUAGUCAAAGAGCAAUCAAGGAAUGAGAUUAACAUAGUUACGGUCCCUGAUGGACUGGAAACAGAAGAUGAGAGAAGAGAUGAAAUGAAGGUGCUGGAGAGUUUCUUCGAAGUCAUGCCUGAUCACACUUUCAACUUCGUCAGGAAUGUCAAUCAGCAACAGGAUUUCCAAGAAAUUAGUUGUGUCAUUUCUGAUAUAAUGAACGUAUGGUCUUUGGAGAUUGUAAGUGAAAUGGGAUUGAAGAUGGCUCUUUUUUACUCACCAGCAAUCGGAUGCAUGGCAACCUGCCUAAACAUAUCAAAGCUUUUUGAGGAUGGGUUGGUUGAUGCUCAAGGUUCUCCAAACAAUAAUAAGGAGAUUCUGCUGUCGCCAUAUUUGCCAGAGCUGAGAAGUUCUGAUUACCCGUGGAUCGUUCCAGGAAACUUGUUAUUGCAAGAGAUGUUUUUUCAACUUGUGAGUUCUUACGAGCAAUAUCAUAGAUGUUAUGAUUGGGUUCUGGGCAACUGGUUUCAGGAUCUUGACCCUUCCAUUGAUGAUUCUCUCCCAAACAUACUGUCUGUUGGUCCCUUAAUUGCAAAUGGCAGGUCAGAUAGUGAAAGCCUUUGGUCUCGAGACAUGAGUUGCUUAAGUUGGCUUGAUAAACAACCUCCUAGAUCAGUCAUCUAUGUUGCCUUUGGCAGCACCGGAAAGAAAAGUCAGCAGCAAUUUGAUGAACUUGCACUUGGCCUGGAACUUGUAGGUAAACCAUUUAUAUGGGUUGUUAAAACAGACCCGAGUAACGGGGUUUCUGCUAAUUAUCCUGAUGGUUUCCAAGAGAGAGUAGCUAAUCAAGGGAUGAUGGUUGAAUGGGCACCUCAAGAAAAAGUGUUGGCUCACCCCUCAGUUGCAUGUUUCCUGAAUCAUGCUGGCUGGAACUCAGUUAUGGAGAGUAUAAGCUAUGGGAUUCCCAUGCUCUGUUGGCCUCACAUGGCAGACCAUUUUUACAACAGGACUUGUAUAUGUAAUGGUUGGAAGAUUGGUUUGGAGUUGAAACCUGAUGAUAAUGGGAUUGUCACAAGGCAUCAACUCAAGCUGAAGGUGGAAGAAUUGCUUUCUAAUACUGGUAUAAGGUCUAAUGCAUUGAAACUGAAAAGUUUGGCUCAAAAGAGUAUAAGUAAAGGAGGAUCUUCCUCCAAGAAUUUGGAGUACUUUGUUGCUCAGCUCAAGCAGCUCAAUCUUUGAAGAAUGUUUAAUUUACUGAUACAUUCUCAGGUUUAUAGCUCAGGUGAUACGUGACCUUAGUCAAAAUAAUUGAUCAUAACUAAUGUUUGGAUAGUGAGAAAAUAGAAGAGAAACUAAGAGAAAGAGAUAGAAGAGUUGCAAAGAUGAGGAGAGAAAUAAGAGAGAGAAAAGACUAGGGAGAUUAAGAAAUAUAAAUUGUAAUGUUAUUCAUUGCAUAAUGAUCUUUACUACUAGUUACAACUA
This is a messenger RNA of Ricinus communis (castor bean), 1687 nucleotides long. Its product is annotated as UDP-glycosyltransferase 83A1. Lineage: Eukaryota; Viridiplantae; Streptophyta; Magnoliopsida; Malpighiales; Euphorbiaceae. The record is from RefSeq and is a predicted model, not a curated record. The transcript has 2 exons. Gene Ontology annotation, molecular function: UDP-glycosyltransferase activity. Bases 44 to 1444 code for a protein of 466 amino acids.